AUGGGAAUAUAUGGAAUGGUGACUGGAAAAGCGGGAAAGAGUGGAUUUGGAUCAGCUUCAACAGCUGAAGAUGUCACUCAGUCCAUUGAUGCCAAUCAUCUCACUGCCAUCGUUACAGGUGGAACAAGUGGGAUUGGAUUGGAAGCAGCAAGAGUGUUAGGAAUGAGAGGUGCUCAUGUGAUUAUCGCUGCAAGAAACACAAAAGCAGCUAAUGAAUCUAAAGAGAUGAUUCUCAAGAUGAACCCUAAUGCACGUAUUGAUUAUAUUCAACUCGAUCUCUCUUCCAUCAAAUCCGUCAGAUCCUUCGUCCAUCAGUUUCUUGCCCUUAAUCUCCCUCUCAACAUACUCAUGUAUGUAUACGAAUUUUAG
Brassica oleracea var. oleracea is the source of this 369-nucleotide messenger RNA. Its product is annotated as short-chain dehydrogenase TIC 32, chloroplastic-like. NCBI's taxonomy places the organism in Eukaryota, Viridiplantae, Streptophyta, Magnoliopsida, Brassicales, Brassicaceae. The transcript has 2 exons. Bases 1 to 369 code for a protein of 122 amino acids. The record is from RefSeq and is a predicted model, not a curated record.